UUCGUGUCCCUAACCGUACAUUAAAACUUCCUUCGCAGUGGAGUAUUGCUUUUAAUUAUUUUUAUUUUUUAUUAAUAAAUAACGAAUAAUUUAUAAUGGUGACGCAAGAAUUUCAGGCUGUAGUGUUGGCAGCUGGACGUGGUACGCGACUACCUGAAGUGUUGGCUGACUCGCCAAAAUGUCUUCUGCCCAUCGGUCCCUACCCGCUGUUAUGGUAUCCACUGAAUAUGUUACAACAGCACAAUUUUCAAGAUGUUAUUGUGGUGGUAUUGGAAAGUGAACGUUCCGAGAUUCAACAAGCGUUAGAACGUACACCACUAAAAAUUAAAAUUGACUUUGUGGUAAUUGACAGUGAAAGCGAUUUCGGAACUGCCGACAGCUUGCGGCUAAUACAUGACAAAGUGAAAUCAGACUUUUUGGUGCUAUCUUGCGAUAUAGUUUCAAACGUUAGUUUAUAUCCACUAAUCAACAAAUUUCGCCAACACGAUGCUGCGCUGGUCGCACUACUUUUUAAAAAUGGCUUUGAGUCGGAUGGCGCAUUGCCAGGCCCAAAAACAAAGCAUAAACCUGAACGUGAUCUAAUAGGUAUUCAUCCAGAUUCUAGUCGCUUGCUGCUCCUUGCAUCGACAAGCGAUUUCGAGGAGGUAGUGCACGUAAAUUCCCACCUGUUGCGCAAAAACGGAAAAAUUACAAUAUUCUCACGAUUGAUGGAUUCUCACAUUUACGUAAUGAAAAAAUGGACAAUUGAUUUUCUUGUAAAGAAAGAAAACAUUUCAACACUCAAAGGUGAGUUCCUACCUUAUAUCGUUAAAAAGCAAAUGUCCAAGAAGCCGGGCAGCUCAUUUGCUGCGCCUGACAUACAUUCGGAAGUGGGUGUUAGCACGAAACCCGAAAACGAUAUUUUCCAUUAUACACCAAACACACAACUCGAGCAACGCAUACAAAAAGCCACUUUAUUCAACGAUUCUCGAAUUAAGGAGCCUUACAAUGGUGAUUUAAUUCGGUGUUAUGCAGUCGUAGCGCCUAAAGAGAGCAUUGGUGUGCGGGUAAAUACAACACUGAUGUUUUACGCGAUUAACCAAAAGAUUUGCAAUAUUUGGCCACAAUUCUUCAAUGAACAAGAGCAUGCACUCAUUUCAGCUAACGCUGUUAUGAACUCUACACAAACGAAGGAAAUUUCUGUAGGUGAUAGCGCAAAGUUGUCAGAAAAGACUUCGCUUAACUUCAGCGUUUUUGGUGCAAAUUGUACGAUUAAUCCUAAAAAUAUUAUAAGCAAAUCUAUAAUAAUGACAAGCGCUAUUAUUGAGGAGGGCUGUAACAUUGAAAAUUGUAUUGUGGGCAGCAGAGCUGUAGUUAAGCGUGGUUCUGUACUGAAAAACUGCUUAAUCGGACCGAGUUUCGCUGUAGAAGAAGGCACGAAAAAAGAAAAUCAACAUUUAACAAAUGCUGAUGGUUUUAUGGAAAUUGAUAUACAAUAAUAAAUUUGUUUAUUACUUCAA
Anastrepha obliqua is the source of this 1499-nucleotide messenger RNA. RefSeq names its product translation initiation factor eIF-2B subunit gamma (gene eIF2Bgamma). Lineage: Eukaryota; Metazoa; Arthropoda; Insecta; Diptera; Tephritidae. Gene Ontology annotation, molecular function: translation initiation factor activity; guanyl-nucleotide exchange factor activity. The transcript has 7 exons. Bases 96 to 1478 code for a protein of 460 amino acids. Gene Ontology annotation, cellular component: guanyl-nucleotide exchange factor complex; eukaryotic translation initiation factor 2B complex. The record is from RefSeq and is a predicted model, not a curated record. Gene Ontology annotation, biological process: cytoplasmic translational initiation; biosynthetic process.